Cannabis sativa is the source of this 3186-nucleotide messenger RNA. RefSeq names its product probable LRR receptor-like serine/threonine-protein kinase At1g05700. The transcript has 9 exons. The record is from RefSeq and is a predicted model, not a curated record. Gene Ontology annotation, molecular function: protein binding. NCBI's taxonomy places the organism in Eukaryota, Viridiplantae, Streptophyta, Magnoliopsida, Rosales, Cannabaceae. Bases 1267 to 2922 code for a protein of 551 amino acids.
UAUGCUAGCUGACCAUUAUUUUUGUUCAGGACUUGUCAUUUUCUGUUUUUAUAGAUUAAUGGGUGGUCAUCAAUACUGUCACCAAUAACCAUAUUAAUUUAACAAUAUAAGAAAUAAUUUUGUAGAAACCCUCUCUUUAUGACAAGGAACUAUGAUCUUUUAAAUAGGAAAAUUAGUGAUAGUCUCCUCGGUGGUGUCAAUUUGCAUAAUUUUGUAAUGUGCAUAAUUCAGUAAUGUCCAUAAUUUGGAAAUUUUACAAUGUGAACAAAAUGAGAGGACACAAUCUAAUAAUGUUGUAGUUAAUAGUAAUUGAGGGCAAAAAUUUUAUUUAUUCUUUUUUUUUUUUUUUGUAAUUACUAAUUUUGUUUACUAACAAGAGAAAUGGAUAUAUGGAGUAUUGGAGUUUAUACAUACUUUAAAGUAAAUGAAUUGUUUCAAUGCAUAUAUUUGCAAGUUGGAUUUGUUAAUUUAUCUACAUGUACCUAAUGUAUUACUUUAUAUGAAUGUUUGACUUGAAAAGAAAAGGAAGAAAAAAUGAAACAGCUGGAAUAUAUAUAUAUAUAUAUAUUUAUAUGUUUGUGCAUAUAUGUUUGUUUGACUGUGAUGAUCAUUGACAAUUAGAAGUCCAUAGAACGUGAUCUGUAGUGCUUUAAAAAUGUGUUAGAUCUCUGCUGUAAUAAUUAAUCUGACUAAUUCUUAAUAUUUUAAUAAUUUCCAUUUCUCUUUUCUAUAGGAUACAUAAUUUCUACUUGCUUGAUUCAUACUACGAUACAUAUUUAAUUUUCAUACCAUUGAAUACUGUGUAAUUGAGAAGGAGAAAUGCUAAAGGAUAUCAGUAGUAUUUGAUAAUUUUUUAUAUGGUAAUAUCGCUAUUGGUUUGAUUAAGUAUAGAAUUUUAUAUACUUUAAUGUAAUAAUUUUUAAAAACUAUCAUAUCUAAAAUAGUAAAUACUGCUGCUACACAAUUAAAAACUUAUUAAAGCCAAGUGUGCAUAUAAAUAUAUAUAUAGUAUAUAUUUAUAUACGUAAUAACGUUUCGAUCAUUUGAAUACUUGAAAUCAACCAAUUUAAUUUGCCCCCCAGCAAAUACGUACAGCUAUUGUAGUACUAAUUAACAAAAGCAAUGAAUCUAAUGAUGCCUUAUAACUUAUAUACAUAUUUAUAGCUUCAUGACUUUACAUGAUUCUGAUCAAUAUAUAUAUAAGAGACCACAAUAAAAUUAAGUCGGCCAAAGCUUAUUAUUCUUUACAAAAACAAAUGAUUGAAGAUGUUAAAACAUUUCCUCUUCGUUGCAUACCUUACUGUUCUUCUAGCCUCAACAUUUCUUGUUCAAGCUCAAACUCAAUCAGGCUUCAUCAGCAUAGAUUGUGGAAUGCCAAAGAACUCGACUUACACAGACAAAACAACUGGCUUAACAUAUGUAUCAGAGUCUGAUUUUAUUGAAACCAACUUAGGUGAAACCAGUUCCAUAUCACUCGAAUACCUUUCAGAUACUCUUGAGCAGCAAUUUUCAACUUUAAGAAGUUUCCCACAAGGAGACAAAAAUUGUUACACCCUAAAGACAUCAAAUGGGAAAGGAAACAAAUUUCUAGUAAGGGCAAGGUUCUUGUACGGAAAUUACGAUGGAAAAAUGACAGUACCACGGUUUGAUUUAUACAUUGGAGCCAACAAAUGGGGAACUGUGAAAUUGGAUAAUGCAUCCAUAGCUGCAACAAAGGAGAUCAUACAUAUUCCAAUUUCAGAGUAUAUAUUUGUAUGUCUAGUAAAUACUGGACAUGGUACACCUUUUAUUUCGGCUUUGGAGCUUAGGCCUUUGAAGAAUAAUUUGUACACUCCUACUACAGCCGUUCUCUAUCGACGGUUGGAUGUAGGGUCGAGAAGUAAUACGUCAAUAAGGUACAAAGACGAUGUUUAUGAUCGUAUAUGGCAGCCUUUCAAUUUCCCAGAACGCAAAGUAUUAAGCACAUCAUCAAAAAUAGACUUAAAUACUAGAAGCAUUUACGAGCCUCCAUCAAAUGUUAUGGGCACAGCUAUGUCACCAGCCAAUGUGACAAGUCCUUUAUUUUCAUUUUACUUAAGUCCGGAUGAUCCCAUGGCUGAAUAUUAUGUAUAUAUGCACUUUGCGGAGUUGGAAAAGCUCCAACCCAAUGAGUCGAGACAGUUCAGAAUCUAUGAAAAUGGUGAGUUUUGGAAUGGUGAUGACAAACCUUUUACUCCUAAGUAUUUGCAAACCACUACUUUAUCCAGCCUUGCAUCUGUGAGGGCCGAUAGUUCAUCCAUAAACUAUGACUUCUUCCAAUACUCCACAUCUACACACCAACCCAUCCUCAAUGCUCUUGAGGUUUAUAUUAUUCAGAAUUUCUCAGAGCCACAAACGCAUGAUAAUGAUGUUGGUGCUGUGUUGAAUAUCAAAUCUAUGUACGGCGUACAGAAAAAUUGGCAAGGGGAUCCAUGUUCUCCAAAAAUAUACACAUGGGCUGGUCUUGAUUGCAGCUUUAGUGGUCAAGAUUCAGUUAGAAUCAUAUCGUUAAACCUAUCUUCAAGUGGAUUGACGGGGGAGAUAGCAUCCUCCAUAUCUGAUCUUACCAUGAUACAAUUUCUGGAUUUAUCAAAUAACAACUUGAGCGGAUUUGUACCUGAAUUUCUUUCUGAACUACAGUUCUUAAAAGUUUUAGAUUUGAGUGGAAACAACCUCACAGGAUCAAUUCCAAGUGACCUCAUUAAAAAAUCCAUCAAUGGCUCGUUAUUACUAAGUGUUUCGGGAAACAAGGAUCUUUGUUCUUCACCUUCUUGCCAAAAGAUAAAGAAGAAAAAAUAUAUAGUUCCGAUUGUAGCAUCAAUUGCUUCUUUAUUAGCCCUCUUAGUUGCAUUCUUUAUUGGCUGGAGGCUUAUUAUCAAAGGAAGAAAAAAAGGUAAUAAAUAAAAAACAGAAGUUAGAGUCUUUUUCUAUUGAAGGCGAUGAGUCGAAGAGAGGCCCCGACUGAAUGUGUGUGUGCAUGUGAUGAUAACUAUUGAUAUUAUAAUUAGAUGUAAAAAGAAUCCUUGGUUCAUUUAGAAUUUUAAAUUAUGUUUUCAAGUUUAUGCUUUGUUAGUCAUAUGUUUUAUUUCAAAGCUCAAUAUUACCGUUUCAGUUAGAUGCAAUAACAUGUUUACUUUGGAUAUGCGAUUAAAGAUCAUUAAGGGCUUG